UGAAACAGUAAAAAGCUCCGCCAUGUUCGUUUAAAAACCAACUAACUCAAAGCAAAUCCUACAACUUCAUAUAACCAACAGAAAUGCCCUGUGGACACAACUCGCUUUUUCUUUCUUCCCUCCCACCACCUUUCCGUAAAAAACCCUCAAUCUCUAGUGGGUGUGCAAAAUGCUGCAGAGGCAGUCAAGUUCAUCUCGUGCACCUGAUGGAGAGCAUUUUACUACGCAGCCAAUACAGCAACAAGCCAUAUAUUCUCCAAGAAAUCUAAGGGUGUACACCUCCGGCGGUAGACUUCCUCUCUACUUCCGCCCUUAUAAUCCUUUAAGAAGAGAUUAUAGGGAGACUUUGCGUGCAAGAUUAGCUUCUGAGAAGUUGGUCCAUCUUAUUCCUGUCGUUCUUUUGCUCUGCCUCUUCAUUCUUUGGUGGUUCUCUUACCCAGCCAUGUUCAAUAAAUAUUUUCUGCUUUUGAAAGCAGUUAACCUGAUUAUCAAGGAUGGCAAGAUUGUGGAAGUACAACCUGUUGAGAUGCCACCUCCUUUUCGAUAAUAAUCAUGUUGAACUCACCAUCUUGGCGUCUACAAUGGCUCUAGUCGCAUCAGUUCCUCAGAAUUUCACAGUAACCGAUGAUACUGAAGCUCAUCCAGUAAAACUGAUUGAUGAAUCAUUUGUGGUUUAUGAGAAGAAAGCUUCUGGCAGGAACAAGAGAAAAAAAAAUUAUAAAUCAAUAUGUUGAUUACAGUAGAGAGAAGUACUUAGUUGUUCGAUAUGAUACUUGGUUGUUCAGUAUGAACGUAUGGCUAGAUGAUUCUUAUCAGGAAGUGAAAGAUAAAGGACAACUUUUAGCUACUAAAAUUCGUAGAGAAAACUAUGACUACUGAUGAGCUUGUACAAAUUUACAUAGAUGAAAUGAAGGAAAUUUUUUUU
Messenger RNA from Manihot esculenta (cassava), 925 nucleotides. RefSeq lists its product as uncharacterized. Lineage: Eukaryota; Viridiplantae; Streptophyta; Magnoliopsida; Malpighiales; Euphorbiaceae. Bases 170 to 547 code for a protein of 125 amino acids. The record is from RefSeq and is a predicted model, not a curated record. The transcript is spliced from 2 exons.